Messenger RNA from Anopheles marshallii, 318 nucleotides. RefSeq names its product ATPase inhibitor mai-2, mitochondrial-like. The record is from RefSeq and is a predicted model, not a curated record. Lineage: Eukaryota; Metazoa; Arthropoda; Insecta; Diptera; Culicidae. Gene Ontology annotation, cellular component: mitochondrion. The coding region runs from base 1 to 318 and encodes 105 amino acids. Gene Ontology annotation, molecular function: ATPase inhibitor activity. The transcript has 3 exons. Gene Ontology annotation, biological process: negative regulation of ATP-dependent activity.
AUGCAAUCUCUUCGCAAAACAACUGCAUGGAUGAUUCCCAGUGGAAUGAGAAUCGCACGCAUGAGCGCCGGUGAGAUGGGUAGCGGAGCCGGCAAAGGUGGCGGUGGUGGCGGUUCGAUCCGUGAUGCCGGAGGUUCGUUUGGUAAAAUGGAGGUCGCGCAUGAGGAAGAAUAUUUCUACAAGCAGCGCCAGGAACAACUCGCUAAGCUUAAAAAGCAAGCCAUUAAUCAGGAAGAUUUCCACUCGGAAUCAAUCAAGCAUCAUGAAGAAGCCAUCGCCCGCCAUAAGAAAGCUAUUGAGCAGCUGAAGAAAAAUUAA